Messenger RNA from Lecanosticta acicola, 1209 nucleotides. The record is from the annotation of a GenBank genome assembly. NCBI's taxonomy places the organism in Eukaryota, Fungi, Ascomycota, Dothideomycetes, Mycosphaerellales, Mycosphaerellaceae.
AUGGCUCAACUCACGAAUGGCCAUGGCAAUGGUACCAACGGGAUCACUGCCCAUGUCCGUGGCUGUCAUCUUAUCGGCAGCGUUCCCCUUCCGGACACUGAAUCGGUCUUCCGCAGCUUGACAGCUCUGCUCCCCAACCGAUUGAGACGUAUCACAGAUGGCGAAACUGGCAAGCGCCAAGGAUUCACCACCUUCCAGGCCGAGGUCUUCGCAGCAUACCCGCCCAUGCUGACGGAAUUCACCCACAACGCUCCAAUUCAAGACAAGCCCUUCACGCCAGAGCAAGUGGAGGACGGCAUCGCGAUAUUGAAGAAGGCUGGCAUUCGGACGGGUUAUGACGAUGCUGCAAUCGAGAGCUAUGCCACCUUCCGCAAGCUGCGAGACGAGGGUGUCAUCCCCAAGGGCGUCAAAUUCCAAGUCUGCAUGCCGACAGUCGCCAAUGUCAUCUCUCCCUUUACGCAGAGAGCUUUCCAAGCUCAAGUGGAGCCGGUGUACGAAGAAGCCUUCUUCAAGGCUCUCCGGAGGAUUCAGGAUUCGAUCCCACACGAAGACUUGGCAAUCCAGGUCGAUGUGGCGCUGGACACGGCCUUCUGGGAGGCCACGAACCCACGGACCAGGAGGGAGAACAGUGGGCUGGAGUGGUUCCAGCCGUGGUGGAAAGGAGAUGUGAAGCAAUACCAGACCGACUACCUCGUCCGAUGGGCUGCUCAGAUCGAUGCGGAUGUCGACUUUGGAAUGCACAACUGCUACGGUACGCGAACAAGAUACAUUGUGGUUCACAAUUUCCUGACACUCUGACCAGGUGACAUGGAACACAAGCACUGGCACGAGCCUACUUCGCUCGCAGUCGUGGUCGAGCGCGCUCAGAUGUUCAUGAAAAGCACCAAGCACAAGAUCAAUUUCUUCCACUGCCCCGUUCCCAAGAGCGCCGAAUCUUUCAUCGACGCUUACCUGGCUCCUCUCAAGGAGUUGGUUCCCCUCUUCGAGCAGCACGGAACGGAGGUCUACCUGGGCUUGGUCCAUGAACACCAGCCCGAGCUGACCCGCAAGUACAUCCAGGCCGCUGCCAAGGUCCUUCCCGACGGCUUCGGCAUCGCGGCAGAGUGCGGCGGCGGCCGGAUGAAGUGGGAAGAUUUCGAAGACAUGUUGAAGAUUUCCAAGGAAGUGUCGGAGCCUGUGCUGGCGGAGAGAGGUUUGUGGAAGUUGUGA